Amorphotheca resinae ATCC 22711 is the source of this 1803-nucleotide messenger RNA. RefSeq lists its product as hypothetical. The transcript has 7 exons. Gene Ontology annotation, molecular function: succinate-semialdehyde dehydrogenase (NAD+) activity. The record is from RefSeq and is a predicted model, not a curated record. Lineage: Eukaryota; Fungi; Ascomycota; Leotiomycetes; Helotiales; Amorphothecaceae. Bases 310 to 1803 code for a protein of 497 amino acids.
ACCAAGACAAGACAAUAAUCCGCACAGAUGGAACUUUAAAGGCAGUUUUUUCGCCAUCGGUUCUAACUUCUAAUCAGCUCCCCCCUAAAAGGUGGGGUACCCCGCACUCCAAGAACCGACACCCGCCCGCGUAUCUAUCAUUGAUACAUUGAUAAAAGGGACCUUGGAAUCUCGAUCUACCUAUCCGCUGAUCUGAUAAAGUCGGCAUUAUUUCACCAACCUCUGGUUCUUCUUCAGCUGUUUUUUGGUCCACUUAUCACUUCUUCAACCCCAGACUCAACUCAAACAAAAGAAACAAAGAAAAGAGAGAUGACUCCCAAACUUCCCUUCCAGCUCAAGAACCCGGGCUUGUUCAAGGAUAAGUCGUAUGUGGAUGGAGAGUGGGUGGAAGCUAGAUCUGGGAAGAGGUUUGAUGUUAUUGAUCCCGGCAGUGGUCAAGUCUGGGCCAGCGCACCCGACAACGACGCCUCCGACGUGGACCACGCCGUGCUCAGCGCCCACUCCGCCUUCCAGCACUACAAAAAAGUGACACCACGCACGCGGGCACAAUGGCUUCUAAAAUGGGACGCGCUGAUCCGCGAGAACAAGGAGGAUCUGGCGCACAUCGUGACGUACGAGACGGGUAAGCCGCUGGCUGAGGCGCGCGCCGAGCUCGAUUACGCGCUGGGCUUUACGUGGUGGUUUGCUGGAGAGGCGGAGCGCAUCGUGGGCACGGUGCAGCAGCCAUCGGCGGCUGGGAGGAGGGUGUUUACGGUUAAGCAGCCCAUCGGUGUAGCGGCCGCGCUGGUCCCGUGGAAUUUCCCCGUUGCGAUGGUGUUAAGGAAAGCAGGCGCGGCGCUGGCGGCGGGCUGUUGUAUGAUUGUCAAGCCGUCGCCGGAAACGCCUCUCUCGGUGCUGGCGGUAGCUGAGCUGGCGACGCAGGCGGGCAUCCCGAAAGGUGUGUUCAGUGUGUUGACGACGAGUUUGGAGAAUACGCCGCCGUUGAGCGAGGCUCUCUGUCGCCAUCCGCUCAUUAAGAAGGUUACAUUUACGGGAUCGACCCGGGUUGGGAAAUUGGUUGCCAAGUUAUGCUCGGAUGGGCUUAAGAAAGUGACUCUUGAGCUGGGAGGGAAUUGCCCUUUUCUGAUCUUUGAUGAUGCGGAUUUGAACCAGGCUGCUGAUGCGCUCAUGGCACUCAAAUGGCGGCACGCAGGCCAAGCAUGCAUCACCGCCAACCGGGUCUACGUCCAAAGCAGCAUCUACGACCAAUUCGCCUUACUUCUAAAAGAGAAGACCUCCAAACUCGUCGUCGGCCACGGCGCCGACCAGAACACGACCAUGGGUCCCGUCACGACUCCUCAGGGUAUCACCAAGGCGCUCAACCAAGUCGAGGACGCUCGCAAGCACGGAGGCCAGAUCGUGCUCGGCGGCGGCAAGGUCCCUGGGAAGACCGGCUAUUUCUUCGAGCCGACCAUUAUUGUAGGCGCGAAGAAGGAGAUGCUUAUCACUCAGGAGGAAACUUUCGCCCCGGUGCUCGCGCUGUAUUCUUUUGACACUGAGGAGGAGGCUGUUGAAGCUGCUAAUAACACGAGCAUGGGUCUAGCAUCCUACUACUUCACAAAAAACAUCGAUCGCUCCUGGCGUCUGCUCGAAAACCUCGAAGCCGGCAUGAUCGGUAUGAACACAGGUAAUUCAUCCGCUGCCGAGUCGCCAUUCGGCGGCAUCAAGGAGUCUGGCUAUGGCAAGGAGUCCGGGAAGGAUGUGGCGGUUGCGGAAUAUUUGAUCACGAAGACUGGUACGUUGGCUUUGGAGGGUCAUUAUUGA